Molecule: messenger RNA, 2643 nt
Organism: Zygosaccharomyces rouxii
Lineage: Eukaryota; Fungi; Ascomycota; Saccharomycetes; Saccharomycetales; Saccharomycetaceae
Gene: DGR2
Product: Dgr2p
Exons: 1
Coding region: 1-2643 (880 amino acids)
Molecular function (GO): protein binding
Source: RefSeq, a predicted model, not a curated record
AUGAGAUCGAAUGGAAUAUCACACCAUGAAGAAGAACUGAGUAAGCCAACCUUUGGGGAGAAAUUCGGGCGUUCUUCAAAGGAAUCAGACUUGAAUUUGACAUCAGAUAUGGGAAAGGGACAUCAUCGAAAUCAUCAAGAGAAAUCUAAUUUAAACCAGGAAUUCCCAGCUGAUCUACGACCACUAGGGUUUAAAAGACAUGCAGAUCCAGAACUCUCCAAAACUCCAAAGCAACCACCAGCAUCGUUAGCCAAGGUUAGAGAGAGACUGGUCAAGAACGGAGGAUCGAAUGGUGCAGCUAAUGCAGGAACGACGGAAAAUAUAAUCAGAGGUGUGUUGGGGUUAAUUGAUAGAGAUCAAUUCGAGGAGUAUUUGAAAAAUCCUCCUUAUAUCAAAUUGAUGAAAAAGGGUAAAAACUUAAAACAGUUUAGAAGGUUAUUCUUGGCGCAAGAAUUGAGAAUUCAAGGUGAAAAUGUAAAUGGGACUGUGCCGACGAAAGGUGAACAAUCAGAUUCAAAAGCGAUCUGGGUUAAUAAAUUUAGUGUCAACGGGAAAUAUAUGGCGGCUGGUAGUAAAGAUGGAUCUAUAUGGAUCUGGAAAGUUUUGAGUAGCCCCGUUGAAAGGUGGGAAAUGGAUUACAAAGAGGAAAUCCAUGCAGCAGUCAAGAGGAAGACGUCAAUUCUCCAGCAACACCACAAUUCUAAUCUGCCAUCUAAUGGAUCUUCUUCCAAUUUGUCUAAAAAGGGUCAAAAAUUAGCUGAAAAAAACGGAAAGGAGACUGAAAAACUGUCUGAAAAAUUGUCCGCCACUAACUUGUAUGCUCCAGUUUUCAAACCUCAGCCUUAUAGAAUCUACAGAGAACAUGGAAGUAGUGUUCUUGAUUUGGAUUGGUCCCAGAAUGGAUUCUUAGUGUCUGCGUCAAUGGACAAAGCAGUGAAACUUUGGCAUGUUGAACGUGAACAAUCUUUAAAGACAUUUCUUCAUCCAGAUUUCGUCACUUGCAUCAAGUUUUACCCUCUAGAUGAUAGAUUCUUCGUGAGCGGUUGUUUAGAUCAUAAAUGUCGAAUGUGGUCCAUUUUAGACGACGAAGUUAUAUUUGAAUUCGAUUGUGAAGAUCUGAUCACUUCGAUGGUUCUUACACCGGAAACUGGUGAUUAUACUAUCCUCGGUACAUUUAAUGGUUACAUUUACAUCUUAGAGACCUAUGGUUUACGUUUAGUGUCGUCUUUUCACGUCAAAGAUAAGGAAACCCAAAACCAUCAUGUUUCCCAAGGGUUAUCGCCAGGUUCUAAACAUCAUCAUGGUCCGAGAGUCACGUAUUUACAAUAUUUUAAAUCUCCUAAUGAUGAAUCUUCAAAAUUGAUGACUGUUUCUAACGAUUCUCGUGUACGAAUUUUUGACCUGAAGACUAAGAAGUGCGUGGAGAUAUUAAGAGGUUUUGAAUCCGGUGCAUCUCAACAUAGUGCCCAAUUGGUCACUUCGAGUAGUCAAGCAAUUGUCGUAUCUGGAAGUAAUGAUCAUUGGGUAUACGGUUGGAAGUUACAAUCAGCAAGUAUUCCAAGCGAUAAAUUACAAAGAAACGCUACUUCAAAACGUAGUGGAUCCAUAAAAAGAUCGGGUUCACUCAGAAAUUUACUCAACAAGAACAAAAGUAAGACAGUGCCUGAAUCAUCGGGGACUGAUUUUAAGAAUGAUAAUAAUGGUCGUCAUAACCAUCGCACUCAUAAUCCAUUAAACUUGAAAAACAUCAUUAAGCAUGGUCAUAAUAAUGGUUCCGACCAAUACAUUAAAAAUAACUAUUCCAUUUCAUUUCAUGCACACCAUUCUCCUGUUACUACUGCUAACCUCGCACCACCAGAAACAUCGAAAGCAUUGUCACUUUCUAACGAUUUAAUUUGUGAAUUGUCAUCAUUAUUGUAUAAGAAUGAUGAUGAGUUAGGCCUUGUGGGAAUUUCUAAAAAUCUCCAAAAGUCCAGUAAUGAUACUUCUGAUGACUCAGAUGUGGAACCAACUGAUUGGGAUAGCAGCAUUAAUUUACCUAAUGACCGUGUCGUGCCCAGCUCAAUAGAUGCUAUUGGGACCAUUUUGAUCACAACAGAUACGACUGGUCUCAUUAGAAUUUUCAGAGCCGAUAUGCCAUCUGCUAUCCGUCGUAGAGUAUUGAACAGAUUGGAAAACCCACCCCAAAAUGAAAACCCUCACAAAAAUAAAUCUGGUAGCACAGAUUCACUAACAAGCAUACAGAAUGUGGCUAGGUCAAAUAGUCUUAAUGGCGGGAUUAACGGGUUGAGUUCACCACAAACAGCUAACGGUCACAAUUCAAGCACAUUUUCACCUCAAAGUGCAAGCGAUUCCUUUAACCAACCCCGACCACCUUUAAGAAACCGUAGAUCAUGUUCAGUUUUUCGUAAUGCUUUACUGAGUCAAUCCAACACUAGCAUCGCUUCGCUUAAAAGAAGCAGUUUGAGUUCUAACCCUGGAGAAGGUGAUAGAGGGAGAUCGAACAGUUCUGUGGGGCACAGGCUCCGUUGUGAUGUUUGCGGUGGUACAAAGUUUAAUCUACUGUCUCGCGGAUCCUUUUCAGGUCGUGAAAAUGGUUACUACUGUACAGAUUGCAGUACCAUGAAUAAUAGCUUUCGGUGA